AUGUCUUCUUCUCACCCUUCCAAUGCCCAACUGACUAUAGCGCCCGACAUGAUCACAAGCACUCCAGUAAAACUCGAAGUCAAGCAGAAAUACUGGUCCUGGUUCAAACAAACCGGCCGCGGCUUCUCCAUCACCAAAGACGACGGCUCUGUCCUAUUCGUAGUUGGCAGUAGCUCCAUGGGAAAGCAUCGCAUCAUCGAAGACGCUCACGGAAAGCCGCUUUUCAGUCUAGAGCGCAACUGGACCUCGCAGAAGCGAGCGUGGGUUCUCAAGUCGGAGGAGGACGUGGUUUUGACGGUGGAGUUUAGCUGGUUUCAGCGGAAGCUGUCUAUGGAAGCUACGCCCAGCGAUGGGACGAAGGGCAAGGUGAAUGUAGAUGCGAACGAUAUGGCCGGCGGGAACCUGCGUAUUACGUCUGGAGAGGAGACGAUGGCUACCAUCCAGUGCGAGGGUGCGAUGACAGGGUACCUCAGCUGGCUCAAGGUCACGCCUCCUGUCUGGUCGGUUGAUGUAGCAGCUGGCGCUGACCUCUGUCUGGUCACUGUCCUUGCAGUCUGCGCCUCCGAUGCCUUCUCCGAGAAUCGCAGGCUUAUGUUGUGA
This is a messenger RNA of Saxophila tyrrhenica, 600 nucleotides long. RefSeq lists its product as uncharacterized. Bases 1 to 600 code for a protein of 199 amino acids. The record is from RefSeq and is a predicted model, not a curated record. NCBI's taxonomy places the organism in Eukaryota, Fungi, Ascomycota, Dothideomycetes, Mycosphaerellales, Extremaceae. The transcript is spliced from 2 exons.